This is a messenger RNA of Rhagoletis zephyria (snowberry fruit fly), 734 nucleotides long. NCBI's taxonomy places the organism in Eukaryota, Metazoa, Arthropoda, Insecta, Diptera, Tephritidae. The record is from RefSeq and is a predicted model, not a curated record.
AUGGUCACCUCGGCGGAGCUCGGUCGGUGGCACGACCGUUUCACCGAGUACGCCACCGGAAAGCGGAAACCCGAGUCGCCGGAGCUGCUGCUGCAGAAGGAGCUAGCGGUAGCCAAGGACAGCCUCAAUGUGAACACGCUGUACAAGAUUGGCGAGCUGUACGCCGAUGAGGUCCUCUUUGAGUACUGCCGCCACCCAAAGGUGCUGGAUCACGUGCAGCAGUUCACCGGGCCCAAUGUGAUGGCCAUUCACACGAUGCUGAUCAACAAACCGCCGGACACGGGCUCCAAGUCCAGUCGUCACCCCCUUCACCAGGACCUGCACUACUUUCCAAACCGGCCGGCGGACCGCAUCGUCUGCGCCUGGACCGCCAUGGAGAGGAUUACCCGGGAGAAUGGCUGCCUAGUGGCCGUUCCUGGAACGCACAAGGGCGAGCACCUGGAGCACGACUACCCCGAUUGGGAAGGAGGCGUAAACAAACUUUAUUACGGAAUACAGGAUCCAAAGCUUCAGGAGUCGAGGGUGCACCUGCUAAUGGACGAGGGUGACACAGUGCUCUUUCAUCCGCUCCUUGUGCACGGCUCUGGCGUGAACCGCACUUCCGGCUACCGAAAGGCCAUCAGCUGCCACUACUCCACCGGAGAGGCGGAGUUUAUUGACGUCAAGGGGACAAUUCAGGAGAAACUCGCUGAUGAGACGUUGGCCGUUUUUCAGAAACGUUUUCCUGCUUUCAA